This is a messenger RNA of Paramisgurnus dabryanus, 2976 nucleotides long. RefSeq names its product zinc finger protein basonuclin-2. Lineage: Eukaryota; Metazoa; Chordata; Actinopteri; Cypriniformes; Cobitidae. Gene Ontology annotation, biological process: regulation of DNA-templated transcription. The record is from RefSeq and is a predicted model, not a curated record. Gene Ontology annotation, cellular component: nucleus.
AUGAAAGACCAAUCAGAGGUUCUGCAGAAGAUCCCGGCUGAGGUUAUGGGUGAAUGGACACCCACGCUCCGUCAGGAGGUCAUCUCAUCUCAUUGCUUUAUUUAUAUGUUGAUACAGACAGACAGCGAGUCGAGAUGUGAAGAACAGAUCUUCUCUCUUAAAGAGGCCAUUGCUUGUACACAGUCAGACUGUCGCUGUGAAUGUUUUCAGCCUGGACGACAUCAAAUCAGAUCAUGUGAUCGCUGUUCUCAUGGCUGGGUCACACACGCUGUCAGUAAGGUGUGCGGUCAGACCGUUGUGUAUUCAGGACAGGUAGAGAUUGUUGACAUUCAUGUGGUGUUUGACAUCAGCAGUCUGAUUCUCUAUGGGACUCAGGCUCUUCCAGUACAGAUGAAGAUCCUGUUGGAUCGUUUGUUCAGUGUUCUCACACACACACAGGUUCUCAACAUCAUACACACAUUAGGUUGGACAUUGAGGGAUUACAUCAGAGGAUACAAGCUACAGGACUCUACAGGGAAGGUUCUGGAUGGCUGGGUGACCAUGAGCCCUGAAGACGAGCUCAUCACCUUACAGCAGUUUUUACGCUUUGGUGAAACCAGAUCAAUCGUUCAGCUGAUGGUUGAAGAGCAGCGAGUCUCAGAAAUCAAAGGUGCCAGUGACGCGUGUGUGAGCACAGAUCAGCGCAGUACAUCGUUUACAGAAAGACUUCACUUUGAAAAUCUCUUCGAUGUGUUUCUGCAACCCUUUAACUACACCAGUCCAUCUCUUCCUCCUCAUCAUCAUCAUCCUGUAAAACAACUACAACACCUCAGACUGGAACCGAGACGUGACACAGAUGAGAUGAGCACACAAGUCGGAGGAGAGAAGAAACCAAAAAUCCUAACCAGAGGAGGAAACUCAGUGCAAACCUCUGACGGACCGUUACAACUGUACAGAGAAACCAUUAAACCCUCAACAAGACCACUGAAGAGUUUUCAUGAUAAACAGCAGGUCGGUGAUGUCAAUACUCAAGUUAAAUUAGUGGAGGUCCCAGACUCCUCUUCUUCAGGGGCACGGGAACGUCGUCACGGAUCGUCCUUUGGCAAGGGUCGCGUGAGCUGCUGUGCGUGCGCAAAGACGUUUUACGAUAAAGGAACAUUGAAGAUCCAUUUUAACGCCGUGCACUUGAAGAUCAAACAUCGCUGUACGAUCGAGGGCUGCAACAUGAUGUUCAGCUCACUGCGCAGCCGAAACAGGCACAGCGCAAACCCAAACCCACGACUGCACUCGUCUCAGCAUCUGAAUCCCCGGUUGACCACGCGGUCUUGCUAUGUCGGCCGCAGCACAUUCAAAAUGUGUGUCGCUCAACCCAUCCCAGAUACCCCAUCACCUGUACUACCUGAACGCAAGAUACCGUUGCCAUCACGCCCCUGUGUUGCUAUGGCAACCAACCAUCAAAACAGCAAGUUUUCAAACAUCUUUGAAACUCACACUUAUUCCGGCUCAGGAGGAGGGGCUAGACGUAAUCGUACAGCCAAUGAGAGAGAUUUAGAUCACGUAAGAAUUACCGUGCCCAAAAAGAAUCCACGUAAGUCCAGCACGCCGCUGAAGUUUAAGAGAGAAAGUACCAAUGAUGAUGAUGAAGCCAGCAAAGUAAAACUCACAAGGAAUCAGAUGAUACGCUGUCGUAACACCGAUGGUGUCACGCUGUUGCCAAGACAAUCUGUCAGCCGUCUCCAUAGUAGCACACAUUAUACUACUAACAGUCAGAUCUGGUGCAGCAUAUCAGAGGAUGAAGAUUACAGUGAGGUUCUGUCAUCCAUAAGCAACUCUCAUAAACAACACCACAGUAAACACCUUCAUAAAACACCCGGCAGUGAUUACUACGGUAACCAUAGCAACAAUGAGAAAUGAACGGAUCCAGAGAGUGGAUGAUGAAUAGAGGAGGACAUGAGGAGAUAUAAUAAUAAUAAUAAUAAUACAUUUAAUUUAUAGACGCCUUACAUGACACUUAAGGACACCAACAACACAAUAAAACAUGAAAUGAAAUGCACAAUGUCAAAACCAUGAAUACCAGUAUUUAAACAAAAGAAAAUCACCAAAUCACUAAAAGCCAGCUGGAAAGAUGGGUCUUAAGGCGAGAUUUAAAAACAAGUAGACUACAACUAUUUUGGACAUCCUGUGGCAGCAAGUUCCAUAAGUAAGUAGAGCAUGGACAAACUUUUUGUUUAGCCUAAGACUAAGUUAGUUAUUUGCUUUUCAUGUGUAGAUGACAUUCAGUGGAGUUUGUCAUCAUCUCAUUGCACUCUAUUCAGCACACUUCAUGUUCAAUGUAUUGCUACUGAGAUAACUUGCUAGUUAAUUUAAUUAUAUGAAUGAAGUUAUCUUGAAUGAGCUCUAUGUCUUUGUUGUGUAGCAUUGUGUUUUGCUGUUGUAUAAAAUUCUUAUCUCUGAUAUUUUCGUGUCAUUGUUAUGAAGAUAUUUGCAUUGCAGUUUCUUAAUCAAAACACCAGUGCAUGUUUAUUCUACACUAAUCUCUUCAUCUGUCUCUCUCUCAAACACCUCAUCUGUUUCUACACACUGUCAUUCUUGUCUCUAGAUUUUGUCUCGAUCCAUGAGUUCAUGAUGUGUUGUGACAGAUUAAUAAAUGCAGGUGAUGUUAAUCUAACAUUUGAUACUUUUCUUAAAUGUUUCAGAUGUAUGUAGCUUCCUUGUAUGUGAUUUUCAGUUUUGUUUUAGUUUAGUUACUGUGGUACAAGAGGUAUAGAAGAAGUGUUUGGGCAGCAUCUUUAUGUGAACACAUACAGCAAAAAAAUUAAUUUCUCUGGCUAAAAAUAUAUGCUAAAUAUAUUUUUGAAUUUGAAAAUAUAUGUUGAUAUGAAGGUUAAAACUAAAUAUAUUUUAAAAAGCAUUUUAAGGGCAAGCAAAUACAUUUCUAAUUGUACAACCCAUUUGGCAAGGAAUGUAUUUUUGUCCAAAAUAUAUUUUAAAUAAAUG